AUGGCUUUUGAGGCUGUUGCUGAAGAGGUCAUAGACCUUACUGCUCCACCUGAGCGUCCAGGACAUGACUUGAAGGACUUUGAAGCUCGCGACCUACGCCGCCCGCAUAGGAAAGUUGCAGCAGAUCAGAUCUCCAAGGGCGUUUUGUCAAUAGACUUGGCAGGGCCGUAUGCUGCAGCUUACGAUGGAUCGAAGUAUGCAUUGGUGGCUGUUUUCAGGGUUGAUGAGAACUUGCAGUUGCACUUCAUGCGACCGAUGAAGCGAAAACUGUGGGCGGAAAUGUUUGAAUCCUUGCAGAAUAUCCUGGCUCAG
This is a messenger RNA of Symbiodinium sp. CCMP2456, 312 nucleotides long. The record is from the annotation of a GenBank genome assembly. NCBI's taxonomy places the organism in Eukaryota, Dinophyceae, Suessiales, Symbiodiniaceae.